Macrosiphum euphorbiae (potato aphid) is the source of this 3999-nucleotide messenger RNA. NCBI's taxonomy places the organism in Eukaryota, Metazoa, Arthropoda, Insecta, Hemiptera, Aphididae. The record is from the annotation of a GenBank genome assembly.
AUGUCAGACGAAGAGAUCAAGACUCGCAACAUAAGACUGAAACAGCGUGCUACAGCUAAGCGAGACCUUGCUGCAAGUCAUAUUCGUCGCCUACAUGCCUCAACAACAGCAGCAGGAAAUGAUCCAACAGCAAGGAGUCUAGUUAUGACAGCAGUUCAGGACCUGAAUAAUUGGUGGUCACAAUACUCAGUAGAAAGUGAUGCGUUAUUGAACGUUAUGGUUGAGUUGGACGAAAUAGAUCAAUUUUCUCCAGAUGCUGAUGCUGCUGUCUACGCCUUAGUGGUAGAAAUCAAAUCAACUGCCAAUAGUUAUGAGCAGGAAGCCUCAAAGUCAUCUAAAGACUCUCAACCAGUUACACAGAUCAGUGAUACGGCAUUAAUAGCAAAUCCAGCUGAAGAUCAUCAGUCGGUUACACAAACUAGUAACGCAGCCAUACUUCCAAAGACAGUCUCCGUCAUGGAAACACAGUCGUCAUCUCGUGUGAGUGGUCCUCCGUCUUCAGAUGCCUCCUUCCGUCCUCAAAUAUCAAUGCGCCUUCCGGAAAUCCCUCUGCCAAAAUUUGACGGUGAUCUCCGUUCGUGGCCAGACUUCCGGGACCGCUUUGUAGAUCUUGUAAUCCGCAACACGGACAUUGAUUCAGACAGCACCAGAUUUUACUAUUUACUUGGGUGCCUUCAAGCUGAUGCGGGUGAAGUACUAAAAGGGAUUCCGGUGACCAAAGACACCUUCCAGUUGGCUUGGAACACGUUAGUAAAGUCAUACGAUAAACCAAGAAAACUGGCCUCGUCAAUCAUUGAGGGUUUUUUGGUUGCUCCCGUAUCCACUUCAGAAUCGCUGGUGGAUCUCAAACGUUUCUUGAGUGUAUUUGAUGAAGGACUAGCAAUAUUGGAAUCGUUGCACUUGCCAGACCUGUGUUCGUUCCUGCUGUUUACCAUUGCUUCAAAAUCCCUUCCAACUCAUACGCGUCGCUUGUUUGAAUCAGAUAAUUCUUCGGAGUACCCAUCAGUGGACAGUGUACUGGAAUUUGUAAAGAAUAGGGUGAGAGUGCUAGAAAAUGCUGGUGGUACUUCAGGGCCAGGGAAGUCGUUUGGUGGUAGCAACAAGAAACCUAAUCCAGGUCCAAUGAAGCAUUACAAUCGCCCAUCGACCAGCCAGACAGCAUUGGUUUCAUCUGUAAAGACCCAGAAACCUAAAGCUACUGAAUCCGACAGGUGUCGGUGCUGUGGGGGAGCUCAUGCAUUGAAAGACUGUGCAAAAUUUUUGGGAUUAUCGGUAGAUGAUCGAUACCAAAUUGUGUGCUCUCACAGACUAUGCUUGGUAUGCUUUGAAAGUGGUCAUAUGUCAUAUAAAUGCAAGUCAUCCUGUAGUGUGUGCAAACGUCGUCAUCAUGGGCUAUUGCAUAAGGACUCUUCUACUUCUGAUCCGUCGUCCAAGGUCCCUAAAGUGGCUAUGUUUGUCAGCCAUCAAAAUCAACUGCCAUCUGUAGUACUAGCAACUGCACUACUUCAUGUCCAAGAUGUGGCUGGAAGUCCACAGACGGUUCGGGCCUUGAUUGAUGGCGGCUCUCAGAUCAGUGCCAUAUCUGCAAAUUGUUGUCAACGACUAGGUCUACGAGCUGCAAAAUGGACGUUACCAGUCACUGGCAAUGAACCGCGGUUGCUAUCAGGUCUCCCGCUGGAAGACUUAGCAGGUGAUCCCCUCACAUUUGACCGUGGUGACGGCAUUCCUGUGCUAGGUAUGCAAUGGCGUCCAACAGCUGAUCAUUUCGCAUACGAUAUUACCGCAAUCAAAUCUGGGAUUUCCAAGGGGGAGUAUGUUCGAGCACCAUCGACAUUUGAAAUUGUACGUUACUACGCGCCACUUUGGCCCGUGAAGUUGCCAGCACUGCUUACAGCUGACGAGACUAGUCGGUUGCCCGUUAGGCCGUUGAUGUUCGGCCGGCGAGACUCCGUCGCCAUCACUUCUUCUGUUUUUCGUUCCGAAUUGAUUACUUAUUUUACUAAAGAAUAUCCUUGGAUUUAUUUUAAAAAUAAACAUAUUGGAUGUAAGAUCUGUAGAGAUGUAAAUCAAAAUUUAUUAAAUCAAAAAGGAUCACAUGUGGCAUCUGAAUGGUCUAAUGGAGAAGUUUAUUCAUCAGGUUCUACAUUAGAAAAGAAAAAAACUAAUUUAAGAAAAAAAAUUUCUAAACACAAGAAUUCUGCUGCUCAUUUAAAUGCACAAAAAGUUAUAUUUUUGUCUGAAAAAAAAGUUAUUGAUGAACAUAUUUCAAUGUUGAUGGUGACUGAUCAAGAAAAUACUGCAAGAAUAUUUCGCACAGCUUAUUUAAUAGCUAAAAAUCAACGCCCUUAUACAGAUAUGCCAAAACUUACAGAUCUCCAAGAAUUAAAUGGACUUGAUAUGGGAAGAAUACUUCAGACUAACGUAUCAUGUUCUAAUAUUAUUGAUCACUUGGCCUUAGAAAUGAGAAGGAAGAUUGCUAUGGACAUUGUGAAAAAUAAUAGAAAAAUUUGUAUUUUAGUUGAUGAAUCCACAACAUUAAGUAAAAAAUCUAUGUUAGUUAUAUGUUUACGUUGUGCAGUUGGUGAACUUAAUGAAGUAUACACAUUUUUGUUUGAUAUUGUUGAAGUAUCAAAUACUUCAGCUAAAACUAUAAAAGAUUCUAUAUUACAAGUAUUGGAAAAAUAUGGUAUGGACACUCAUUUUUUGAAAAAAAAUUUAAUUUCUUUUGUAAGCGAUGGAGCUUCAAACAUGUUAGGCCGUAAAGCAGGAGUUGGUGUAUUAUUACAGAAAAGUUUUCCUCAUAUUAUACUUUGGCAUUGUUGUAAUCACCGUCUAGAACUUGCUGUUGCGGAUUGUUUAAAAGAAGUAAGUGGAAUUAAUCAUUUCCAAUCAUUUAUUGAAAAACUAUACUCACUGUAUCACAUGUCACCAAAAAAUAUGAAUGAGUUGAAAGAAUGUGCUAAUUCCAUUGAUCAACAGUUAUUAAAAAUAGGUAAAAUAUUUACAAUUAGAUGGGUAGCUUCAAGUCUUCGGACAAUAAAAGCUGUUUGGAAUAACUUUGAAUCUCUUUUUCAACAUUUUUCUAAUGCAAUAAUGGAUGAUCAAAGGAGCUCUAAAGAAAAAGCAAAGUAUGUUGGUUUGAAAAAUACUUUAAAAUCAAUAGAAUUUGUUCACAACCUUGGCAUACUGUUUGAUGCUCUGACAGAAUUAUCAGAUUUGUCCAUUCAGCUCCAAAAAAGAGAUCUAUCUCUUAUGGCUGCUCAUAAAUUAAUUGAACGGACCAUUAGCGUUUUGGAAUCUAUGGCUAAUAAAAAUGGUGAAAAAACCAAAGAAGUAAAUUCUGCUUGUGAACAAAAAGAAUUUAAAGGCAUUAUAUUAGAACAUAAAUAUUCUGUGGUAAAAAUUGAAAUCGGCCAAUUUUUUAGAAGUUUGUCUGACAAUCUAAAACAAAGACUUUUUACUACACAAUCGUCUCAUGUAUCAAUUUUAGAUAAAGCUGAUCCUUAUAAAGAUUUAUUUAAUAAUUUAUUGAUUGAUUUAACCAUGCUUUCUCCAGAUAAUUGGCCUGAUAACUGUGAUGUACAGUUUGGUGAUAUAAAUGUAAGCCGUUUGUCUAAAAUAUUUCAAAUUGAUCAAAGAGCCAGUGUACGAGGAUUUCGUGAAUACAAAGUGUCUUAUCCUUCAGUAAAUACAGACAUUGAACCAUUAAUGACCGCUGUAAAGACUUUGGCUAUUUCUUCUGCUGAAUGUGAACGGUCCUUUAGUUCAAUGAACGAAAUUGUUUCUUCAAAAAGAAGUGUGUUGACUAGUGAUCAUAUUUCAUCGUUAGCUUUCAUUAAUUGUACUGGACCACCAAUUAAUAAAUUCAAUCCCAACAUCUAUAUUAAAACUUGGAUAUUAUCAGGGAAAAGAACUGCAGAUGAACAAUGUUGUCCAAAAAGAAAAAAGAAAGAUGAAGAAGAAUCUUAUACAUCUUUAUGGUUAUGUUUAGAUAAAUAG